AUGACUGAAACUUCUAUCAACUGCAGCCUGAGCCUGGUGUCUCAGUGUGCAGGACCAGCCGGCGUGCAGCCUGUGCAGAUGGCCAAAAUGGUUGCCCCGCUCCAGCCAGCCCGGCCGCCGGGUUCGCAAGAGAGCGCCGGCGGCGCCAGCAGGGGCCUGAGAAGCCGCGGGGGCUUCUCCCCCUCGCCGCACGUGGUGGGAACCCGGACCGGGAGUCUUCCGCCACGGGCAUCUCCACGCGCGCACGUGGCGCGCCUCCGCAUCUUCCACUUUGGGGGAGGUAAAGAGAGCGACGCACCCCACCCCACCCCCCAGGACCCGCCCCGCGCCUCGGGCAGAGGGAGAGGUCGGGCCCGGCACGCGGCUGGCUCGAAGGCGCUCGCCGCAGCCGGCCAGGGCCAGACCCGGGGGCGCCGGCGUCGUGCCCAGGCGCGCGUUUCCUGCCCGCUCGGCCCGGGGGAGGAACAACAAGCGCUCAGUCCGGGAGGGUCGGCCCGAGAGCCCGGCGCGCCGCGGGGGCGGGACGGGGGGCAGCCCAGGGAGGGACGGAGGGACGGAGGCGCGCCGCCGCCGGCCGCGCUGCCCUCUCGGCCUCCCCCAGGCACGCCGGCCGGCCAGGGGCUGCAGCCGCCGCGUGGCGAUCCCGGGAAGCCCAGCGCCGCCGCCGCCGCCGCCGCCGCCUCUCCGGUCCGUGUCGCGCUUCCUCCUGCUCUUUCUGCUGCUUCGGCCCCACCAGCGCGGUGGUCCAGCGAGCUCGGCGUGGCCGACCCGGGCUGGCAGCAGCAGCGACUCUGCGGGGCUUCAGGAAGGCGUCUCCCCACCGCUGCCUGGAGACGCUGCCGGGGAUGGAGCCGGGACCUGGGGCUGCCCCGCCGCCGCCGCCGCCCCUCCCUGGCAGGGCAGCAGCGGAGGACGAGGCUCCCGCGCUUGCAAGCCGCGGCAGGGGCAGCCGUGGCCCGCCCACGCCGGCCUUCCAGGGGCCCCGUUGGAGCCGCGCUGCCGCCGCCGCCGCCCGCCUUGGCAGGGGCAGCUGAGCAGCUCGCAGAAGAAGCGGCUUCAGCUGGGAGAGGUUCGCUGCUGCUGCCCUGCAGCCUCCCCCCAAACCGGUGA
Molecule: messenger RNA, 1110 nt
Organism: Elgaria multicarinata webbii
Lineage: Eukaryota; Metazoa; Chordata; Lepidosauria; Squamata; Anguidae
Product: collagen alpha-1(I) chain-like
Exons: 3
Coding region: 1-1110 (369 amino acids)
Source: RefSeq, a predicted model, not a curated record